This is a messenger RNA of Phragmites australis (common reed), 2433 nucleotides long. RefSeq names its product homeobox-leucine zipper protein TF1-like. The record is from RefSeq and is a predicted model, not a curated record. Gene Ontology annotation, molecular function: DNA binding; DNA-binding transcription factor activity, RNA polymerase II-specific; lipid binding. Gene Ontology annotation, biological process: regulation of DNA-templated transcription. Lineage: Eukaryota; Viridiplantae; Streptophyta; Magnoliopsida; Poales; Poaceae. The transcript is spliced from 13 exons. Bases 1 to 2265 code for a protein of 754 amino acids.
AUGCACCCUUCCUUCGCGUACCCAGAGAACGACGAUCUCCGGGACGUGGAGGUGCGGGGUAGCUACAUGGAGCUGUUUAGUAGGGAUGUUACUCAGAUCCCUGGGUACAACUUCAUCUUUGGACAGAGCGACGAGCUCGGUGUGUCGCAGCUACCUGGCAAUGGCAAAUCUGAAAAGGGUUCAAGCAAUCAAUCUGAAGAAUUACAUGCAACAAAUGGUGUUGGUGCCUUGAGAACCAAUGAGGUUGACUCGAGAAUUUCAAUCAACAACAAGAAUAGUCGUCGAGAGAUCCCCAGUGAUGGCCAAGACGGUCCGCAGGCAAAGAAAAAGUGUAUACAUAGGCUCACCAGCCAGCAGUCACAAAUACUUGAUGGCUUCUUCAGCAUCUGUGCACACCCUGAUGAAAAUCAAAGGAAGCAGCUGAGUGAGACGACAGGACUUACGGAGCCUCAAGUGAAGUUUUGGUUCCAGAACAAGAGAACAUAUGUAAAGCAUCUAAGUGGAAAAGAAGAGAACUACAGGUUGAAAAUGGAGAAUGAAAUGCUGAGGGAUGAAAACAGUAGGCUUAAAAUGGCACGGAGGACCAUUUUCUGUCCCACUUGCACUAAUGAACCAGGACAGGCCCAGAUCUUCACAGAGUUGGAAAGGCUGAAAGUGCAAAAUCAGUGGCUGCAGCGAGAGGAACAGGUUGCACGUAUGAAUGCUGAAAUACCUAUGAGUUCGCCUUCACUGAGCCGCGUUUUCCAACUUGAGUCCUCAUCGGAAAAUGUCUUUGUGCUGCAAGAUGACGUUCGAGUGCUGUCCGAAAUAGCCAGGAACGCAGUGCAUGAGUUUGGUAUUUUGGCCAACUCCAGUGGCCAUCUCUGGCUGCCUGUCCCCGGUGGUUCGUUCGAAACACUGAACAAGAUGGCCUAUGACCAAACAUUUCCUGGGCAAAGCAGCGCCACAGGACUCAAGACGGAGGCGACUCGUGCCAACGCUGUGGUCAUGCUGGACCCCGAGCACAUUGUGGAGUUUUUCAUUGAUGCUGAGAGCUAUGGAACCUUCUUCCCUGGACUCAUGUCCGGUGCAGCAACCACCAAGGUUUACAACUUGCCUGCUGAUCGCGGCACGUGUUAUGAUGGGGCUAUGCAGUUGCUGACUAUUGAGGUGGUGUUCCCAUCGCCCCUGGUACCUGUUAGGAAAUGCACAUUCUUGCGCUAUUGCAAGAAGCUGGAACAGGGAGCCAUGGCCAUCGUCGACGUGUCUUUGGACGACGGUGAAGGCGCCUUCUUAAAGUGCCGCAAGAUGCCAUCAGGAUUACUGAUUCAGCCCAUAAGGCACAACAGCUGCAAGGUCACCGCCAUCGAGCACGUUCGAGUAGAUGACACUGGUAUUCAUGAGCUCUUCCAGCCAUGCGUGAACGGUCUCCUCUUCGGUGCUAGGCGCUGGGUGAUGAGCAUGGCGCGGCAGUGCGCGCGAAUCAGAGACGUAGAAACAAACUUCCCUCGCCCUGUGGUUUCAGUCAAUUCAAGGGAGAGGAAGAUCAUCAUGAAGCUGGCAGACAACCUGCUCGCCAACUACACCGGUAGCAUCGCCGCCAUCCCUGCUGACGCCUGGACCGUCCAGUGCGGCGACGGCGCGGAGGAAGACAUCAAGAUCGCGUACAGGAAGAACGACCACGGCACCAACACCGCGGUCGUGUGCGCGAGCGCGUCGUUCCUGCUGCCGCUGCCCAUGAGGAGAGCGUUCGACCUGCUCAAGAACAACUUGCUGCGUGUCAAGUGGGAUGUCCUGGUGAACGGAGGCAGCGUGAAGGAGGAAGUUCGUGUCGCCAAUGGCAUCGGGAGUGAAGAUGCUGUCUCCAUUCUGCAUGUCAAGCACGGCAGCGGGGCAAACAAGGAGACCACGAUGAUCCUCCAGAACAGCUGCUACGACGUGUCGGGAUCGUUCAUGGUCUACUCCUCUCUCGACAAACAGCUGAUGGACAUGAUCAUGAGCCCGGACGGCGACCAGGCGAUGAGCAACAUCACCCUCUUCCCCACCGGCUUCUCCCUUGUUCCCCUCGCCGAACCAGCGCAGGCUGGCUCCGCCAUUGGAGAAGCUGGGGAAACUCUGAUGACUGCAGGGUUCCAGAUUCUGAUGAAGCUGGCCCGUGGGACUGGCCUGUGCCCUCGGUCAGUGUCAUCGGCAAUCAAGAUCAUGUCGGACCAGAUUGAGACUAUGAAAGAUACGCUGAUGAACAGCCACCCCGUCUUCUAUAGGAGGAUCCCGUCUACCAUCUAGAAAGUAGAAAGGAAGAAAACGGAGGUUCAAUGCUUGUGGAGGCUGCUACAUAAAUCAAGAAUUUUGAAGGGAAUCCAUCUGCUUAGAUCGCCUGCGUUUCUCCCGGCAUUACCAUAUAUAAUAAACUUAGUUAUCGUUCCUGCCUACUAUUUGGAACUUUAACCUAUC